Anastrepha obliqua is the source of this 1537-nucleotide messenger RNA. RefSeq names its product intraflagellar transport protein 52 homolog (gene IFT52). The transcript is spliced from 6 exons. Gene Ontology annotation, cellular component: cilium; centriole; intraciliary transport particle B. Bases 184 to 1488 code for a protein of 434 amino acids. The record is from RefSeq and is a predicted model, not a curated record. Lineage: Eukaryota; Metazoa; Arthropoda; Insecta; Diptera; Tephritidae. Gene Ontology annotation, biological process: cilium assembly; intraciliary transport.
GAAAAUUCGGGAGCUCACAGUACAUCAAGAAAAAAUUGCAACGCUGUGCAUGGUUGCUAGGAAACGGAUAUGCACAACACAAACCGGAAAAUUGAAAAUCAACUGCUGCAAGUUACUCAACGAUUUUGAGGAUAAGAAGCCUAUAGAAUUAAAAAAAAAACACAACAAAACAUAUAGGUAAGUAUGAUGUCCAAGGGCCUUAUUUGCUUCGACAUAUCAAAAAAUGAGCGUUUCCAACUGGCGGACAACUAUAAAAUGCUGCAUAGGAAAAUUAAAAUACAUUGGAAGGUUGACCAGAUCGAUGGCGAGCUGAAGAAAGAAAAGCUACAGCGCGUCAGCAUAUUUGUGCUAGCUGGGCCACAAGAUCGCUUUACUGAGGAAGAGUUUCAAGUGCUGAAGGAGUUUGUGGAAAAGGGUGGCAAACUGUGGGUGAUGCUUGGAGAAGGAGGCGAACAGGAAUACAAUACAAAUGUGAAUUUCUUUUUGGAACAGUACGGCAUAUACAUAAAUAGUGAUACUGUCGUGCGUCCCCAUUACUAUAAGAACUUCCAUCCCAAGGAGUGCAUUAUUGGCGGCGGUGUAGUUUGUGAGUCCAUGUGGCACCAUUUAAUAAAGCAAGAUAUCGAGAUCGUCGAUUAUGACUUUAGUGAUGAGAAAUACAAAAUACACUUUCAAUAUCCCUAUGGUGCAACUUUAAAUGUCUCUGAACCGGCAAAUGUGCUGCUAACCACUGGUCCUGUCGUGUAUCCCUUUAAUCGGCCUUUGGCUGGCUACUAUACAAACGAAUGUGGCGGCAAGAUUCUUGCCAUUGGUUCCGGUUAUAUGUGGCAUGAUAAAUACCUGCAAAGUGAUAAAACAAAUGAUGCGCUGUUGGAGUAUUUUCUACAACUUUUAGGCGGCAACGAGAUACAGUAUUCACAUUUGGAUUUUAAUGAUGUGGAGAUUAAUGAUAACAAAACCUUCACCGACAUAGCAUUCAUCGCUAAUCGGCCAAAAGCUUGUCUCAUUGACUCUAUGGGCGGCAUAGAAACACCAGCGGACUUCAAGCAGAUGUUUGAUAUGACAAUCUACUCGCUAAGUAAUCACUUACUAAAGGAUAUUAUGGACACAUACGAGCAAUUGAAUGUCAAAUAUGAGCCGUUGAAAAUUAUUAAACCGCAAUUUGAGAUACCACUGCCGCCUCUACAACUAGCGACCUUUCCACCCAUCUUCAGCGAACCGGCUGCACCACCCUUAGAACUCUACGAUUUGGAUGAGGUGUUUAGCGCUGCGCGCACACAACUUGCCCAAAUGACGAGCAAAUGUGUGCAGUCUAUUUGUGCGAAGGAUGCGCACAGGCCACUAAAUUCACGUGAAUUGGAAAAUUAUAUUAAAGAAUGUGCGCGGAUCACAGGCAUUAUACACGAGCAUCAAGACGUGGCAGCGCGUGAGAUACUCAAUAUAUUGGCGCAUCAGAUUAUUAGCUACAGGCCUUAUGCAGAUGAGUGAAUUAUGCUGGAGUAGCGGGGUUGCAGCAAAAAGGGAGAGUGGGUGUUGU